AUGGCGGGCUCCCGUCUGCCUCAAGGGGCUUACGCUAUCGGCAUUAUUUGUGCACUUUUCGAGGAGAAGGCGGCAGUCGAAGCAAUGCUAGAUGAGAGACACGAAGCACUGGAUCAAAAGCCCAGCGAUACCAACAGCUAUACCUUCGGCAAAAUUGGCAAGCACAAUGUCGUCAUUGCCUGCCUCUCGGACCAAGGCAAAGCUGCAGCUGCCGCCGCUGCUAUACACAUGAAACACAGCUUCCCCAUCAAGCUCGGUCUCAUGGUGGGCAUUGGCGGAGGCGUACCAAGCCAGAUUCCCGAUAUCCGCCUAGGAGAUGUGGUGGUGAGCCUUCCAGUAGGCACACACGGAGGAGUGAUACAAUACGAUCUGGGCAAGAUGGAGUCAGACGGCUUCCGUCGAAAAGGACAUUUGGACAAGCCUCCGAAGGCACUCUUGAGCGCUCUGAUCUCACUACGAGCAAAGCAUGAAGCAAACGAGCCUGAUUUUCCCGAAUACUUAUCCGCAAUAUCGAGGAACAGAAGGAUGGCGAAGAAAUACGGGUUCCAGGGAUCCGAGAACGAUCAGUUGUUCGACAAUGAUAAUCAAGCCGUGAAUCGCGGCCCCCGCGAGGAUGUCUCGCCUCAGGUCUUCUACGGCACGAUCGGUUCGGGCGACCUGGUGAUGAAGAACAGCGGGGAACGAGACUCACGAGCAGCGGACGACAAGAUCUUCUGCUUCGAGAUGGAGGCGGCGGGACUCAUGAAUGACUUUCCCUGUUUAGUCAUCCGCGGAAUCUCAGACUAUGCCGAUUCGCACAAGAAUGACCGAUGGCAACCCUACGCGGCGGCGACAGCGGCUGCAUAUGCGAAAGAGCUCUUGAGUGCACGGAUCAAUGCUGAUACAUAUCUAUCAAGGNNGAAACACUUCGUUCCAUUUAGCCUUAAGGGCGUCCCUGCGAUUGACCACUUUGUGAAACGUGAUGAAGACAUGCAGAAGCUCGAGGACUUCUUCGUUAACCAGACAUCGCAACCUGUCCGGCGUAAGAGAUUUGUUGUUCACGGUCUUGGUGGCAUUGGCAAAACACAACUUUGUAUUGAGUUUGCUCGGAAGCACCAAGCACGAUACACCGCAGUUCUAUGGAUGGAUGGAUCGUCCGAAGAUGCUCUGCAACAAUCUUUUACCAAGGUGUUUCCUAUGUUGCCAGCCGAGGAGAUGCCGCCAAAUCUAGUCGAAGCGGUCGAACGUCAGAAGGCCAGUACAGAACGCAUAGUACAAGGUGUGCUUGACUGGUUGUCUCUGCCCUCAAAUCAGGAUUGGCUUCACAUCAUCGAUAACGUGGACCAUGACAUCAAUACCAAGCAUGAGGAUUCAUUAGCCUACGACUUGGCGAAAUAUUCUGCGCAAGUAGAUCACGGCAGCUUACUAAUCACCAGCAGAGUCUCGACAUUGACAGUGCCCCAAAAUGCACAUCAACUGACGGAGAUGAAUGAUAAAGAAGCACGUGCACUAUUCGAGGANCACAGAGGGAAGCCAUUAUCGGGUCCACCAACUCGCGACGAGUCAAAAGACCUUGAGAGGCUCCUCCAAAAGCUACAAGGGAUGCCUCUUGCUCUAGCUCAAGCUGGAGCAUACAUUGGUCAUACCAAUACCAGCCUUGGCGAAUAUCUGGACCACUACGACAGCACUUGGGACGACUUGAUCAAAGCACAGGACUCAUAUCCUCUGCAGGAAUAUGCUCAGGGAAGUCAUAGAAGCAUGCUGACAACUUGGAAAAUUUCAUACCAGCAGGUGGAAAGCGAGAGUUUGGAAGCAGCCACACUACUGAAGCUAUGGGCUUUCCUCGACCCAAGAGACUUAUGGCUGUUUGAUUGGAAUCGAGCAUUUGAGGAGGCUACGGAGAUCCUCGAGCACGCUAUAGAAAAAGCGGAGAACAGUUUUGGUGAAGAUGAUCCGCACACUUUGUACAUCGCUUAUCGCCUCACUGGUGCCUACCUUGACCUCAAGAAGCAUACUGAGGCACAACAGCUAGCUGAGCACAGCCUGGCAGUCUGCGAGAAAUUGCUUAUCUCAGAUUCGGGCCUUUCUGCAAUCGUCCUGGAACAUGUGGGAUGGACUCUCGUGGUUUUAGGUAAGACCUACCAAGCGCAGACAAGGUGGGAAGAUGCUGAGGGCAUAUACGAGCGAGCGAUAGGACUAUUUGACCAGCAGCAACAGCAACAACUAUGUGCGCCGGUUGCUAUGAUUCGCUUAGGGAACGUCUGUAUUAAGCAGGGCAAGCUCGGAGAGGCCGAGGCGGUGCUUGAGCGAGCAUUAGAAGUGAGUUCGAAGCUCCUUGGUCCAGACCAUAGAUAUACGCUCGAAGCCCUGACCGCACUUUCCGAUGUUUACGGCAAGCUUGACAAGCUCGUGGAAAUGAAAGAAGUGGCAGAGAGAGCAGCAGCGGGGUUUGACAGGAUAAUUCUCGAGGACCAGCAUCCCGGUGCUGGUUUGGCUAUGGACAGAAUAAAACUGUUCAGGAGGCAAGGCAAGUUUGCAGAAGCUAUAGUGCUCGCCGAGCGACUCCUGACAGAGCACGAGGCGAGAUGGGGUCCAGAACAUCAGGAUACACUCCAUGUCGCCUUUUCAUUGGCCUCUCUUCACGACAAGGACAGCAGAUGGCAAGAAGCAAGGACCUUGUGUGAACAACUUAUGCCGAGAUUCGAGAGCACGAUAGGUUUUCGUAACCCGCUCUCUUUAGACGUCAUGUGGCUCCUUGCGCACAUCUACGCCUCGAGAUUUAACAUGGCUAGGCUGGGUCUACAGCAAACAGGGCGAUAA
Molecule: messenger RNA, 2799 nt
Organism: Aureobasidium musti
Lineage: Eukaryota; Fungi; Ascomycota; Dothideomycetes; Dothideales; Saccotheciaceae
Source: the annotation of a GenBank genome assembly